This is a messenger RNA of Gastrolobium bilobum, 1104 nucleotides long. RefSeq lists its product as uncharacterized. Gene Ontology annotation, biological process: telomere maintenance; DNA repair. Bases 1 to 1104 code for a protein of 367 amino acids. NCBI's taxonomy places the organism in Eukaryota, Viridiplantae, Streptophyta, Magnoliopsida, Fabales, Fabaceae. The record is from RefSeq and is a predicted model, not a curated record. Gene Ontology annotation, molecular function: DNA helicase activity. The transcript has a single exon.
AUGGUACACAAAUUUUGCUUUGAGGCUCUUGAUAGAACACUUAGAGAUGUUCUUAGCUGUGUUGAUAUGCCCUUUGGUGGAAAAGUUGUCGUUCUAGGAGGUGACUUUCGGCAAAUAUUACCUGUCAUUCCAAAUGGCAGUAGACAAGAUAUAGUUCAUGCAACCAUCAAUUCUUCCUAUCUAUGGUCCCAUUGUCAUCUGUUAUCUUUGACCAAGAACAUGUGUCUCAAUUCUGGAAGUAGCACUAAUAAUUUGUUGGAAAUAAAAGAAUUUUCUGAGUGGCUGCUUAAAAUAGGAGAUGGUGAUCUUGGGGAUGAUGUUGAUGGAGAAUCUAUUAUAACAAUUCCAGAUGAAUUGUUGAUCAAAGGUUCAGAAGACCCACUUUCAGAUAUUGUUGAUUUUGUUUACCCGAAUCUUAUGGAUAAUAUAUUAGAUCCUACUUUCUUUAAAGAACGUGCUCUUCUGACUCCUAAAUUGUCCGAUGUUGCCAUGUUAAACGAGCACCUAAUGGCUGUGAUUCCGGGUGAAGAAAGGACAUUAUUGAGUUCAGAUAAGGUUUUGAAACAAGACGGUAAUUCAUCUCUUGAGGAUGACGAAAUCUCCCCUGAUAUCUUAAAUACAUUCUCAUGUUCGGGGAUUCCUGAUCAUAAAUUAACUUUGAAGGUUAAAGUACCGGUGAUGCUAUUGAGAAAUAUUGAUCAAUCAAGAGGUUUAUGCAACGAUACGAGAUUACUUAUUACAAAGUUGGGGAAUCAUGUUGUUGAGGCAAUUGUUCUUACAGGAAACAAUAUAGGAGAUACUGUGUUAAUCCCUAGAAUAACGAUCAGCCCAUCGGGUCAUACAUUUCCAAUAAACUUCCAAAGAAGACAAUUCCCCUUGGUAGUUUCAUUUGCGAUGACUAUCAACAAAAGUCAAGGACAGUCGCUGUCUCAUGUUGGCAUUUAUCUUCCUAGGUCUGUCUUCACUCAUGGGCAAUUAUAUGUGGCACUAUCUAGAGUAAAGAGCAGACAUGGAUUGAAGAUGCUGAUACUUGAUGAAAAUGGUUGCGUUACAAAUACUACCUUUAACAUCGUCUACAAGGAAGUAUUUCAAAGAUUAGUGUAG